GGAAUAUGCCUCGUGAAAAAAUGAUUUCACACCAACCGGGAUAUCUGUUCUAAAGCCAUAAUCUUUUAUAGAACGCAAGCCAAGUUUCGUUUAUAGCAAGUAUGAUUUCAGACAGCAACAUUGUGUCCGAAUGGCUUCGUGCCAUGCACCUCGUCCAGUACGCUGAUAGUUUCAUUGACAAUGGUUACGACGAUCUUGAAAUUUGCAAGCAGAUUGGAGAACCUGACUUGGAUGCCAUAGGGGUGGAUAACGGUGCUCACAGGGAGAUUAUUCGACGUGCGGUGAAACGGCUCAUCCAAGAGGGAGGAACAUCAGUGUAUUUUACCCUGGAGGAACAGAAUCCGACACCAAGUAGUUCGGAUGAUUAUGAAAAUUGUGCUGGAGCAGUGUCGGCUUCAUCAUCGCCGGCCCAGUGUCGUAGACCGACAUUUGUUCGCCACCAAUCAGUGCCGUCUAAUGUGCGUGGUAAUGGUAAAUCAAGUUACCAUCACCAUUACCACCAGCACCGUGGGAACGGGAUAGCCCACGAAGCGACGUCUCUGGAUUCUUUGAGAGACAACAAUGUUGCUACAACAGGGUGCAUGCCUCGAUUGUGUGGCGGGGAGGACGGCACCCACUGGACAUACGCAGUUACGGAUGACAAACGAUCUCCAGUCCUCCAUCGCUCCACCCUCAGAUACCUGAGGGACGAUGAGAGGAUCAUCCACAACAAUUGCGAACAGCAACCUCAUCAGAAAAAGUCAGUGGUGUCUCUGCCGAGGAGGUUGGACAAGGAUGGCAAUCGUGCUUCGAGACGAACUAAUUUGGAUAGUGAUAAACCGUCUAGGAGGACCACGGCGGAUAGUGACGAGGAAUUGACACCCAGGGUAUUUGGUGGUCGCAGAUACCUUGAUGAAUACGAGGAAGGAAAAGCAGAGUUGGGUAGAUAUCCGAAGAUGCAACUUAAGAAUUUAGUGAAGGAAAAGUUAAUAAGGGACGGUAUACGACUGAGUGCACAGCCCUACAGUAAUUCGGAUGGCAGCAGAGGUCAUUUGGAGAGUCUGGCGCAGCGCUACGCUGAUGAGCUUCAUACCCACCCCAAAGACGUCCUUUCUCGUCUGGAAGAGAUUCGGAAGAGAAGAGUUGCCAUCGACUUCCCGCCUAUGCCGCCCCAGGGUGAUAACUUAUCCUUAAAAGCCAAUAGAAAUUUCAAACCAGGGAAAUAUUCGCCGUCCAGCUGCCUGAGUGACCACGAAGAAGAAAGUAUCUAUUGUUUAUACGAAGUUCCUCCCACUUUUGCUACAGACGCCGCCCCGUCCCCUGCCAAUGCCGCCGCAGUACCUCCGGACCCCCUUCGGCCGACUAGGCAAAGGUGUCUGAGUCCACGAUCGAGGUAUUUCUACGAGCCAUGUCCGUUUCCUGCCGCAGAUUCUAAUUCCUCUACGGAUGCUCCUUCGGAGCAAAACAAGAAACGGGGCCCGCUGGGACGCCUCUUUCGCAGCCUGGGACCCAAAAAGGACCGGGAAAAGGUUUCGCCUCGCCACAAAUGUGCCAAACCCCAGCAUCAGCAUCAUUUCAAUGUCAAAUACCUAGCAGAAGGUUCUCGUCUGCAAAUAGGUGAUGUCGGUUUACAGGGUUCUGAAGAUGAUCAAGUCCGGUUGCUAAUUCAACUCGUUCGGGAUGGAUUCCUCUCCAUGGAAGAUGCCAUAGACAGGAUACAGCCAAAAGAUGUUGAUAAACUCAAUGAAAUCAAUGCUCAUGAAAAAAAUUGA
Messenger RNA from Uloborus diversus, 1751 nucleotides. RefSeq lists its product as uncharacterized. Lineage: Eukaryota; Metazoa; Arthropoda; Arachnida; Araneae; Uloboridae. Gene Ontology annotation, molecular function: protein binding. The coding region runs from base 102 to 1751 and encodes 549 amino acids. The transcript is spliced from 8 exons. The record is from RefSeq and is a predicted model, not a curated record.